Endocarpon pusillum Z07020 is the source of this 2925-nucleotide messenger RNA. RefSeq lists its product as uncharacterized. Gene Ontology annotation, biological process: transmembrane transport. Gene Ontology annotation, molecular function: oligopeptide transmembrane transporter activity. Lineage: Eukaryota; Fungi; Ascomycota; Eurotiomycetes; Verrucariales; Verrucariaceae. The transcript has 4 exons. Bases 1 to 2925 code for a protein of 974 amino acids. The record is from RefSeq and is a predicted model, not a curated record.
AUGGAUGGAUCGCCCCUUCAGCAGUCUGUAGAGCCCAUUCCUCUUCGAACACUACACAGGUCUGCCUGCGAGGAUGUCGUGGUCACCGACGACGCCAGUGACGAACUGGAAGUAUACCCAGACACAGACGUCGCCCUCCCUCGACACCACGGUGCACAUGCAGCUAAUACUUCGGGUGACACCCUGACCUCUGCGGUUGUGCCACAGACUGUCCUCGAACGCUUCAUCGAAUUCGUCAUGUCGAACAGCCCUCUUCUUGUCCGAUCCUCGCCGUCAAUAGCCAGAGACUCAUACGGCGCAAUGCCUAGUAUUCGUUCGCGUCGGGGCUCGACUCUGACUCAUUCUUCUGAUGAUGAAGCAGACGACAUACGAAAGAGAGACAAGCGGAAACCUGUUCGCACUUCAACUUCCGCCGGUAGAAUGGAAGCCUCACUCAGUACUCCGGAUCUCGGUCGGCAGCACAUCCCAAAGGCUAGACCGAGAGGCCGCGCCACCUCGCAGACCAGCGAGGUAGGCAUGGGAAUGGAGUCGAAAACAUCUUUUGCAGGCGGAGGGCCACUACCUCAGAGAUUCAUGGAGCCGGUCAGCGGCCCCUCCAGUUUCAGCUCUGCUGCAAGCAGUAGGGAAUCUUCUUCCAAAAGAAGCAACAGACGAAGAUACAACGAGGAUGAUCCACCAGAUAAUUCGCCCUACCCAGAAGUCCGAGCCUCUGUGCGAGCUACAGACGAUACAACCCUGUCCAUAAGCACCCCUCGAAUGUGGACUCUAUCACUCCUCUUUGCUCUAGCUGGAUCAGCCACCAAUCUCUUCUUUUCUCUACGCUAUCCCAGUGUUGCCAUUACUCCUGUCAUUGCACUUGUGCUUGUCCAUCCACUCGGCAAACUAUGGGACCUGCUAUUGAAACAGUAUGAUGACCCUGAGGAGACUUUUAUCGACGGCAUUCGUCAAAGCAUGAUCUCGGAGACAUAUUCCCUGAAGCAUAGGUUCCGGCUUUGGCUGGCACAAGGCAGGUGGAACGAGAAAGAACAUGCUUGUGUAUACAUCAGCAGCAAUGUGUCCUUUGGCUUUGCCUUUGCUACGGAUGUGAUUGUCGAGCAGCACAAGUUUUACAAGCAGGAUGUGUCAGUUCUUUACCAGAUUCUUCUGACAAUCUCUACACAGAUUCUUGGUUAUGCUUUUGCUGGACUGACUCGUAGAUUCUUGGUGCGUCCUGCUGCUAUGAUCUGGCCUGGCACACUGAUGUCGACGGCCAUGUUUACCACGAUGCACAAACAGGAGAAUGAGCCUGCGAAUGGCUGGAUCAUCACGCGGUAUAAGUUUUUUGUAUAUGUCUGGCUAGGAGCAUUCGCAUGGUACUUUCUUCCUGGACUUCUUUUUCCUGCUCUGAGCUAUUUCAAUGUUGUCACAUGGUUUGCUCCAGAGAAUGUGGUUGUUGCCAACCUGUUUGGCGUUGUAUCCGGCCUCGGACUAUUUCCAAUGACAUUCGACUGGGCACAGAUUGCAUACAUCGGAUCUCCGCUUCUUACGCCCUGGUGGGCUGCUGCCAAUGUUGUUGGAGGUCUUGUGCUCGUGAUGUGGGUUAUUGCUCCGAUUUUGUAUUAUAGAAACACGUUAUUUUCUUCCUAUUUACCCAUUCUAUCCACGGCUGUCUUUGACAACACUGGCAAGCCUUACGACGUGGCGAGAAUUCUUACGCCGGACUUCCUGUUUGAUGAAGUUGCCUACGAAGCAUAUUCUCGCGUCUACCUCCCCAUCACCUACGUGCUCUCAUAUGGCGUCCAAUUCGCCUCCCUCACCGCUCUGGUAACUCACACAGCCUGCUGGUAUGGUCGCGAUAUCUGGAGACAGAGCAAGAAGGCGUUUCUUGAGCGCUACGAGGACGAACCGAGGGCAACCUACCAGCCCAUCCCCGCAGCACCACACAACAAUCCCAGCCGGCAAUCCACAGACCUCACUCCGCCAAGCGUCGACGGCAUGAUCUCUGGCGCCGAAGACGUGCACUGCCGCCUCAUGCGCCGUUACCCUGACGCCCCUCUUGGCUGGUAUCUCGUCACCUUCGUCCUCAUGACCCUGAUCGGCAUCUUCGUGGUAGAGUACUACCCGGUCUACCUCCCCUGGUGGGGCCUCCUCCUCGCCUUGGGCAUCACCUCCCUCCUCUUCAUCCCCGUCGGCAUCGUCAUGGCCAUCACGAACCAACACUCCUCCCUCUACCUAGUCUGCCAACUCAUCGCCGGCUACCUCUUCCCCGGCGCGCCCGUGGCAAACAUGGUCUUCGUCACCUACUCCUACAUCUCCUCCGCCCAAGGAAUCAAAUUCUCCUCCGACCUCAAACUCGGACACUACAUGAAGAUCCCACCGCGCCUCCUCUUCAGCGUCCAGAUGCUCGCCACCCUCCGCGCCAUCAACGGCUUCACCUGCCCGCUCGCGCGCGUCCACUUCAACGGCUCCAUCCUCUGGGGCGUCGUGGGCCCCGCGCGCUUCUUCGGGCGCGGAGCCCUCUACCGGCCCCUGAUCUGGGCGUUCCUGAUCGGCGCCAUCGCGCCCAUCGGCGUCUGGCUCAUCGGCCGCCGCCGACCCAAGACGUCGCCCUGGCGCCAGAUCAACCCGCCCGUCCUGUUCGGCAGUCUCUCCUGGAUCCCGCCCGCCUCGGGCCUCAACUUCAGCGUCUGGGCCGUCGUCUGUUUCGCCUUCAACCACGUCGUGCGGCGCCGGCGGAGCGAGUGGUGGGCGAAAUACACCAUGACGAUGAGCGCGGCGUUGGAUUCCGGGCUGGCGUUCGCCUUGCUGAUCGUCUUCUUCGGGGUCGUGUAUCCCGGAUGGAUGGAGGGGUUUCGCUGGUGGGGCACCGACGUCUAUAAGAUGGGAUGUGAUUGGAGGGCUUGUCCGUAUACGAGGUUGGGCGAGGGGGAGAAGUUUGGAGACUAG